Molecule: messenger RNA, 5547 nt
Organism: Leptinotarsa decemlineata (Colorado potato beetle)
Lineage: Eukaryota; Metazoa; Arthropoda; Insecta; Coleoptera; Chrysomelidae
Product: rho guanine nucleotide exchange factor 10
Biological process (GO): positive regulation of stress fiber assembly; actin cytoskeleton organization
Molecular function (GO): guanyl-nucleotide exchange factor activity
Source: RefSeq, a predicted model, not a curated record
UGCGCGUUUUGAGCAGAAGAAGUACACACGGAGUAGGUCUUGGAAUAGUGACCGCUGCGCUGCCUGCAACAAACUUCGAAGCCGGCAUAUCUUCGGCUACACUUGUUCUUGUGCACAAAAGUUAUCGUGACGUUCCGCUUUGUUACUUUUUAUGGUUUUCGCUUGUACUUUUUGUUUGUUGUUUAUGUUGUGGGUGUUUUGUGGGUUCUUAUUUUCACCGGCUUGGAUACACAUGAUUGGUAAAUGUGGCAGCGACCACACCACCAACAACAAUGCAUUGGCGGCUCGUCGGAUCACCCUCAACUCUGCCAGGAACAUCGCAAUGCCGUCGGCGGUGCUCUCCGCAAGCUGCCCCUAGGCCAGAAGCGGUGCUCUCCGCAAACACCCCCGCACUCGCACCCCCAUUUGCACUUCCCGCCCCCACCUAAUUACCCGCCGACCGCUUCCAAGAUGUCGGAGGACCAAUUCAUGGCCAUUCCGGGACCGUCCAGCCAGCCUGAUCCGCCUUGGCCCAACAUAGACUAUUCGUACGCUUACUACGAGCCGGGGCCCCCUCUCAGGCACACCAAUGUCCCCAGCAAAUAUCCAGGGGCGUACCGUGAAGGGUCCUACAGAGCGAGACAUACAUAUCUCACAAGAUAUGGAACCGAAGAAAAUAUAUACGAAGAAAUCAGCGACCUGGCCAAAGCGAGACGUCGCAAGCAAGCUCACCAGGACUCCAUCAUGUCCCUGAAUCAGAGCCUCGUGGAGGAGGAGGUGCGCCGCGUCCAGAGCGGGCACAGACGCGUCCUCGGCGAGCUGAACCUCUCCGUGGAGGCCAUGCUUAUGCCCUCGAGUUCGCGUGAGGGCAGCGACGAUACGGACCGCGAAAACGAGAUGGACGACCAACUGGCCGACCUGCUGACCGUCGGCCCCACCGACGAGUUACUUAGCCCGGUGCCCUUGGUCGACCUUGACAGCGGUUUUAGUGGUAGUUCUAGUGGCGCGAGUUACAGAAGUGCCGCGGGUAGCCUAAGAAGGGGACCGGAUAGAUCGAAGGGUGGGGGAGUAGUCGCGAGGACUUCGGUACCGGCCGAAACGCAGGCCAAGGGGUUCUGGGGUAAAAAGGCCUGGAAAAAACUUGCUGCUUUUCCGAGUAAUAUCAGUCUCAACAAGAGUAAAGGUAAGACUGUUGAGCACGGAAAAGUGGUUUAUGAAGUGAACAGUCGCAAAGUCAAAUGGUGCUACAAACUCCAGGAUGAACCUCGUCUCCGUUCCGGCAAUUGGGAAGAACCAACAUGUGAACACCGAGUGGCUCCGCCGCUUGCUCACACUCGAACCUUGCAACACACCAUAUCCCAAAGAAGUUCCGAAGACAGCUGGUGUUCGGGAUCCGAUCCAGACCUGUCUUCCGACGAGGAAAGCGAUCGGAGCGCCGCCUCAAGUACCAGGAGCAAUGGUCAAUUACGAAAUACGCUGAACAAAGCCCGGACUCUCUGCGACAAGUGGAGGGGAAGCGGUGGUAUAGGCUCCAAUAACAGACUGUCACUCGACAGUUCUCUGCCAGGGGACACGUCCCCGCAAAACCACGGUAGACUGUCCAGGUGGUUUUCUAUCAGAAGAGGAAGCAACCAUCAGUACGAUAUCGAAAAUGCAGACAGCCAAAGAUCUCCGCAGAAUCCAAAUAAAAUGCCACAAUUGCCUGAGGUGGAAGAAGAAACUGGAUUUCACUUUCCAAGUUGCACCUCUUCGCAAAGGCGGCAAUUACCCCCUAGUUUACCCCAACCUCCUCCAGACUUGACUCCCUUACAGUUGAAGAGGAGGAUGAUAGUAGCAGCAAUUGUACAUAGUGAAAAUUCUUAUAUAGCUACCCUCCAAAGGCUAGUAAAUGAUUACAAAAAACCUUUAGAAGAAAGCAAUCCUCCAGUCCUUAGUAGUUCAAAAAUCCAAACCCUAUUCCAUAGACUUCCAGAAAUACUUCAGUGCCAUACACUUUUUCGAAUAGCUUUAGCAGAAUGUGUAAGAAAUUGGGAUCGAGAUGAGCGAAUAGGAGAUGUGUUCGUAGCCUCUUUCUCCAAAGCCAUUGUUUUGGAUAUUUAUAGCGGUUUUAUCAAUAAUUUUUCCCUUGCUAUGGAUUUAGCAAAGAUGGAAGCAAAACGAAAAUCUGCCCUCGCAGAUUUUUUGAAGGUGAAGCAGAUCAGCUCGCAUGAUCGGUUAUCAUUUUUUGGACUAAUGGUAAAACCUGUUCAGAGGUUCCCACAGUUUAUUCUGUUCUUGCAGGACCUCUUGAAGUACACUCCACACGGCCACCACGAUAGAAUGUCUCUUCAGCUUGCUCUGACGCAAUUGGAAUCCCUGGCAGAGAUGCUGAAUGAAAGAAAGAGAGAAGCGGAGCAGUACCAGGCAUUCAAAGAAAUGUUGAGGAAUAUCAGCGGAAAGUUUUCCGUAAGGCCUUUGUCAGAUAGUAACAGAUAUUUGCUCAGGGAGGACAAUGUUACGCAAUUGGAAUACAGUCAGAAUGGACUAAUAACCAAGGCAAAGAGUAGACGUUUACUGCUUUUGAAUGAUCUAGUGGUUUGCGUUUCGGUUGCAUCAAAAUCUUCUGACGAUUUCGGAACUGGUGAGAGAUUGAGCUUGAAAUGGACCCAUCCUGUAUCUGAAAUCGAAAUACAAGAUACCAGCACUUCCCCCACUCUGAGCCGGAUCUUGACAUCGAGUCAAAAUAAAGGCGGCAGUAUCAAGUCCAACGGUUCCUUCGAAGGAACUCCUCCCCAAGAUGCCAACAAUUUAUGUGUGGAAAUGAGUAACCUUAUGCACGACUAUGAAGUUAUGAGCAGGAUAAACGAUCUGACAGGUCAAUUGAAAGGCAACUACAAAGAAAUCAACCACGAGAAUACCAAGAAAAUUCUGCACCAGAUCCAAACCUCCAUUCAACAGAAAGACGAAGAAAUGGCAUGGGUGGAUUCAUGUUGUUUACAGCUUGUUGUGAAAACCAAGGGCAAGGAAGAAACUUUCACCUUCCAGACUGAUAAUCCAUCAAUAAAAAAAGAGUGGAUCACAGAACUGAGACUUGCUCAAUUGGCUCUAGAUCCGAACAAUUCGCCGGCCUGGGAAGUACCUGAGCAAGAACAAAGGCCCUCUACCAAAAUGCCAUUAUUUGUGAAGUCACAAUCAGUUUACAUGUCACAGCAUCAAACUGAGGUGCGCUGUGGAUGUUAUUAUACCGUAACUUUACCCAAAACAGCAAGAAGACGGCAUAGGGUUCAAAACUACCUUUGGGUCUGUACAACAGAUGGAGCCAGCAGUCAUAUAUCUGUUCUUGCCCAGCACCAUCAACAAGCUGGAGUACUGAAGGAUCUUACCUCAUUUUCUUUGGUGGAAACCCAAAUUACUGCAAUGGAAUUUGUAAAAGGUUCACCACCACCUGGCCCCAACUUAGCUUCAGAUACUGUCUGGAUAGGGACGGACAGGCACAAAUUGCACUUAUACGCUGCGGAAGAACCUGAAAAGCAGGAAGAAAUUGCCAACACGACAGUCUCCGACGUUAUAAUGCAUAUUAAAUACCACUGUGAUAACGUUUUCGUUGCUUUGGCUAACGGAACGCUCUGUGUAUAUAGAAAAAACCCCAUUGACGGUGCUUGGCUCAUCCAGGAGCCCCAAGUAUUUACUUUAGGAACUGACCCCGUUUCUUGUCUACUGCCUAUAAACCUUUGCCUGUAUGCAGCUUGCGGAAAGAAAGUUUGGGUGCUCAACGGAGUUACCGGAGAUAUUCAGAAACAUUUCGUUAUUCAACACGAACAUUUCGGAAACGUGAAUAUGAUGGCGCACAGUGGUAUCGGGUUGUGGAUUUCUCAGAAGAAUUCCAGCACGAUUUGUUUGUAUCACACUGAAACAUUCAAGCAUCUCCAGGACAUCAACAUCGCUUCUAUUGUUAUGAGGAUCAAUGGAUCAUCAGGUCCUCGUGAUUCGAUGAACAAUAACCGAUCCCUAGUACACGUGACAGCCCUGCUGGCAUGCAAAGGUCUUCUUUGGGUAGGAACCAAUGUGGGUAGAGCUUUGACCAUACCCCUACCAAGACUAGAAGGAGUCCCCAUCAUCAGUGGUCGCGUCAACAUCUCCUACCACGCCCACUUUGGUCCGAUUUCUUUCCUGUUAGCUUUACAGCCAAAGAGUUACAAUAAUAAUUCACAGAAAACUAGCUCGAGAGAGAGCAAGGAAGAAAACAAGCAGGAUAACGAAAGUAUGGAUACAAGCUUCACCGAGAAGUCGGAAGAGAAUUCAAGGCCUAAGAUGGAGAAACAGUUGUCUGACAGUUCUAUGCAGAGUUUGUCUGCUAAACUCAAGUAUUUGACAAGCAGCCCGGUGGUGCUGAGGAAGAGAAGGUCUAAAGAGAAUGAGUUGGCACGUAUGUCGAAAACUUUACCAAGAGGUUUAGGCAAUGGUGGAUCAAUAUUCUCAACUUCCAGUACGUCAUCACAAAGCUCUGGAGAUACCAACAACGUUUACGGCCUAUACAGUGAACUUAUGUACGUCAAAGACUACGAACGUGAUGAAAACAUUCUGACCGACCCUGUAUAUGAGUCUCUGAGACGAAGCGAUCCCGAACUAUCUGCCAUACCAAACAAAGUCAGUACUUUGGAUCGAAGACUGAAGAUGAAAGUAUCUAGACCGAGAUCUUUGGACCUGUCGAACUGGUCUGUCGACUCGAGGUCAUCGAGUUUAUGUACCUCGUCUGGGUCGGAAGAAAGCAUGGCUGUGAGGCUGAACAAUUUUGGUAGGAGUGUUUCCAGGAACAACUCUAAUGCCUCCAGGCAGUUAAAUGGUGUCAGUGAAAGCGUUCCGGAGAAAGAAAUCCCUCCGGUUGAAAAACCUGCUGCCAGUGUAAAUAAACAAACCAAUACAAGAACAUUGAGUAAGAGUAAAAGUAGUACCUUUGACAAUGGUAGAAGGACUGUUAUAACAUUGAUGGGCGGUAGAGGUUAUGUCAAUUAUCGACAGCCAUGCUGCUCGUCUGACAAAAACAAACCCCCAAUGUCUGGUAAAGAUAUGAAUUGUAAUGAUGCCCAUAUCGUAAUAUGGGAACUGAAAUUGUGAUCUGAUUGAGAAAUAAGUUUUUAUUCAUGUUGGAAGGAAAACGCUAAUAAGUUUUUUUCAUUUUGUUCAAAUGUUCUCUGGAGCUCAAACCGUUUUUGAAAAAUUUUAUGUUGAUACUGAAUGAGUUUCAAAUUUGGAAGGGACUUCUCAGCGUUCAUCCUUUUUUAAUUUCAAAAAUGAAUGUGUAUUUUAGAUAGUAUAUAUAAAUGUCAAUAUUUUUAUGGCCUUUUAUUUAUAUAAAAAAACUUUUUAGUUUUACUUUUUAAUUUAUUUUGUUUUCCAACGGUUUUUUUAUUUAUUCUUCAAUGUCAUCACAAGCCUAAUGGACUACCCUUAUUAGAUAUAUUUGUAUAUUUUAUAUUCAUCGUGCCCCUGUUAUUUUUUAAAAUAGUUGCAUGUUUAACUAUAAUGAAUUUAUUAUUGUUCACUGUGUUAUAUCAGAGCAUCUAUUGAAAUAAAGUUGAAAACCUCAAA